Messenger RNA from Cercospora beticola, 804 nucleotides. RefSeq lists its product as uncharacterized. The record is from RefSeq and is a predicted model, not a curated record. NCBI's taxonomy places the organism in Eukaryota, Fungi, Ascomycota, Dothideomycetes, Mycosphaerellales, Mycosphaerellaceae.
GCUGACGGAAGCUUCGUUGUGCUCGCGGGUUCGUUCGGUACUGUUCGACGCUCUGCGGUGCUCAAGGAUGAGUUGAGAGGACAAUGCUUGUCAACACAGUGCUGCACGUAUGUUGUGGUUCUCUAGGUGUGCUGAAGGAGGCCUUGAGGGUGCCCUGAAUAAGGUUGUGCUGCUGGAUUCGUGCCUUAGCUAAAGCAGCACCGCCCUUCUCACAACGACCAACCCACCACACUUGCGCACACACACCGUCACGACCGGACACAGCACGGUCAUGGUCUCUCGCAAGCGCACGUACAGCAAAGUCGCAGAACAAAAGGACCAGAACGAGCAAUCAAACCAGACCGCAACCACAAACACCAUGGCGAAGAAGAAGCAGAAGGCGCAGAGCAUCAGGGGAAGCUAUAGGGAGGAGGAGUUCUGGAGACUGAUUCUGCGCGCCAUUAGGGAGCAGAGGGAGAGUGGCAGAAUCAGAAAGUUUGCGAAGACGCAGUUUCCUCCGUUCGAGCGCAAGGACAAGGACAAGGACAAAAGCGCCUAGAAUUUGCUCGUUCGCAAUCGAAUCUCUGCACGCGGCCGCGCGCUUGUGCCUUUUGGUAUCAAUGGGGCGGACUAUGGACGGCUUCACAUGGAACAGAGAGAAGGGCUGGGGGCCUCCACACGAUCGAGUUUUGCGGUACAUACACAACGCUAACUCCUUUACGUCUCUAUGGUGGGCUCGUCGCUCCACUUCCACAUAUUAGUCACUGUGACCGGCACGGAAGAAGCUGGCUGAAUCAAAACAAUUCGUCAUUCAGAGAAUCCCGA